AUGGACACAAAUGACCAUGCAAGUUCAUUUCUGCGUAAAAAGUUCUAUCUGUUUGGACGGAUUAUAAAUUACUUAGCUCAGAUAAAGCAGCAGGGACUGGAGUUUCUGAAUGAACUGAAACUGAAGGCACCAACUGAGUACUCCAACUGCGAAAAACAUUUGCUGCCUUGUUCCCGGGAAGAGGCUUCCCUGAGGGCAGAGGCCCGGGCUCCCUGCGUGCUCAGGGAACAUGUCUCUCUUGCAGGGCCCUGGACCGUCAAUGUUGUUUUCCGAAAGCUCUGCUCUGCUGUGGGGCACUGCGUUUCUUACGAAGAGCUCAAAGACUUGAAAAAAAACAAUAUCAUCCACAUAGAUGUCCGAGAAAGAUGGGAGAUCGACAGGUUUGGAAAAAUCCCAGAGUCCAUCAAUAUACCUUUGAGUGAGUUAGUGGAAGCGCUGCAGAUGAGCCCAGGGGACUUCAGGGAGCAGUACCAUCAGAAGAUGCCCACCAAGUCGGACCAUGUGGUUUUCUCCUGCUUGGCAGGAGUACGGAGCAAACAGGCUCUGGAUUUCGCUGUGUCCUUGGGUUUCAGCAGAGUUCAGCACUAUGCUGGUGGCUUUGAGGAAUGGGCAAAGCGUGAACUUCCAGAGAAAAAGUGAAGAUGACUACCCUGCCCCAC
Tinamus guttatus (white-throated tinamou) is the source of this 659-nucleotide messenger RNA. Lineage: Eukaryota; Metazoa; Chordata; Aves; Tinamiformes; Tinamidae. The record is from RefSeq and is a predicted model, not a curated record.